AUGGCUCCAGCUCAUAAGAGUCAUAAUUUCCGUCCGGAAAAUGUUUUGAAACGUGCUGAGGAUUUAAUUGCAGUUGGACAAAAAGAAGCAGCAUUAGAUACUUUAUAUGAAUUAAUUACAUCAAAAAGAAUUCGUUAUUUACAAGUUGAAGAUUUAGAACCUAUUGCAAAUUUAUUAAUUGAAUUAGCAGUUGAAUUAAGAAAAGGAAAAUUAGCAAAAGAUGCAUUACAUCAAUAUAAAAAGAAUAUUCAAUUAUCAGAAAAUGGAUUAGAAUCCGUUCAAACUAUAGUUCGUAAAUUCAUUGGAUUAGCUGAGAAAAAAUUAGAUGAAGCUCAAGCUAAAGCAGAUAUUAAAAUAGAUCAAGAUGAAACUGCUGAAGAUGAUUUAGAAACUGCACAAACUCCAGAAACCAUUUUAUUAAGUGCUGUUUCAAAUACUGAUACUGCGGAUAGAACUGAAAGAGAAUUAGUUACUCCAUGGUUAAGAUUCUUAUGGGAAGCAUUAAGAGCUGUCUUAGAUAUUUUAAGGAAUAACUCAAAAUUAGAAGUUACCUAUUCAGCUAUUGUCAAUCAAGCUUUUAAAUUUUGUCUUAAUUUUAAAAGAAAAGCAGAAUUUAGAAGAUUAUGUGAAUUGUUAAGAGUUCAUAUGCAAUCAGUCACCACACAAACUAAAUCAUCAACUAAUAAUGCCAUUGAUUUAUCUGAUACUGAUACUGUUCAACGUUAUUUAGAACAAAGAUUUGCACAAUUAAAUAUCUCAGUUAAAUUAGAAUUAUGGCAAGAAUCAUUCAGAUCUGUUGAUGAUGUUCAUACAUUAAUUACAGCAUCUAAGAAAUCACCAAAACCAAAUAUGAUGGCUAAUUAUUAUGAAAAUUUAGCUAGAAUCUUUGCAGUUUCAGAUAAUUCUUUAUUUCAUGCAGCAGCUUGGAAUAAAUUUUUCAAUUUAUAUUCACAAUCACCAUUAGCUACUGAUGAAGAAUUAAAAAAAUAUGCAUCAGUAUUAGUUUUAUCUACUUUAGCUAUUCCACAAUCAGCUAUUCAUGAUGUUGAUGAACAUAGAACUAAGAACUCAAAAUUAUCAUCAUUAUUAAAUCUAACUCAAGUUCCAUCAAAAGAUGGUUUAAUCAAAUCAAUUGUUUCAAGAGGUAUUUUGAAAUAUGUUGAUGGACCAGUAAAAGCAUUAUUCGAUUUAUUAGAAACCAAUGAAUUCCAUCCAUUAUCAGUUAAAAAGGAAGUUAGUCAAAUUUUCAAAUUAAUUGAAGCUGAUAAUGAUUUAAAAAGAUAUGUACCAACAUUAACAGAAGUUAUAUUAAUUAGAAUUUUUCAACAAGUUUCACAAGUUUAUGAAACUAUUAAAUUAGAUUUUUUAGUUUCAUUAGGAAUAUUUGAAGGUUUAAAUUAUUCAUUAAAUGAAUUACAAGUUGAAGAUUUAAUAGUAAAUGCAGUUAAAGAUGAUUUAAUUUCAUUAAGUAUUGAUCAUGAAGCAGGAGUUGUAUCAUUUAAAUCAAGUCCAUUUGAUGAAGUUUCAAAUUCAUUUGCUAAUAAUUUACAAAUAUCACCUGCAGAAUUAGUUCGUACACAAAUUAGUAAAUUAGCAGCAACAUUAGCUGAAUCUGUUUCAAUUAUUGAUCCAACUUAUGAGUCUCGUAGAAAACAAGCUCAACAAAAUGCUCAACAAGAAGCACUUAAAAAUUUUGCAAAACAACAACAAUCAAUUGCAAAUAGAGCUAAAAUAAUAGAAGAACGUAAAAUUAAAGCAGAAAAAUUAAGACGUGAAGAAGAAGAAUUACAAGCAAGAUUAAAACAAGAAAAAAUUGCAGCUGAACAAAAAGCAGAACAAGAAAGAUUAAUUGCUGAACAAGAACGUAAAAAAUUAGAAAAAUUACAAAGAGAACGUGAACAAAUUGAAGAAAAUGAAAAACGUAAAAUAGCUGAAGAAAUCAAUGCAAAAGGAAUUAUUAAAGUUGAUUUAAAUAAUUUAAAAGAUUUAGAUACUUCUAAAUUAAAAUUAAUGCAAGUUGAACAAUUAAAUAAAGAUAGAAAAGAAUUAGAUGAAAAAUUAAAAAUAACUUCAAGAAAAGCAGAUUAUUUAGAAAGAGCAUUUAGAAAAUAUGAAUUAAAAUUAUUAGAAGAAGAUUCAAAAAAACAAAGAGGUUUAGAAAUUAAUAAUUAUGAAACUUCAAAACAAGCUAAAUUACAAAAAUCUAAAAAGGAAUUUGAUGAUUCAAUUGCAUUAAAAACACGUUUACAACGUAUAAUACCAGAUUAUAAUAUUUUAAAAGAACAAAUUGAUGCUAAAAAUGAAGUUAAAUUAGCUAAAUUAAAAGAAGAAGCUCAAAUUAAAUUUGAAAAAGCAAAACAAGAAAGAAUUGAAAAAGUUAAAAGACAAAGAAUUGAAGAAUUAAAAAUUAGAAAAGAAAGAGAAAGAAAAGCUCAAGCAGAAGAAGCAGCAAGAAAAGCUCAAGCUCUUGAACAUGCUAAAUUAAAAGAAGAAUUAAGAAAACAAAGAGAAAAAGAUGAAGAAAUUCAAAGAAAAAGAGAUGAAAUUGCUGCUCAAGCAGCUGCAGAAGCAGCUGCAGAGGAAAAAGCUCCAAAAGUAAUGUCAUUCUCUGAAAGAAUGAAAUUAAAAAGAGCAGGAAAAUUACCAUAA
Molecule: messenger RNA, 2649 nt
Organism: Lodderomyces pseudojiufengensis
Lineage: Eukaryota; Fungi; Ascomycota; Pichiomycetes; Serinales; Debaryomycetaceae
Gene: RPG1A
Product: translation initiation factor eIF3 subunit a
Exons: 1
Coding region: 1-2649 (882 amino acids)
Biological process (GO): translation reinitiation; formation of cytoplasmic translation initiation complex
Cellular component (GO): eukaryotic translation initiation factor 3 complex, eIF3e; eukaryotic translation initiation factor 3 complex, eIF3m; multi-eIF complex
Molecular function (GO): mRNA binding; translation initiation factor activity
Source: RefSeq, a predicted model, not a curated record